Molecule: messenger RNA, 7077 nt
Organism: Oncorhynchus kisutch (coho salmon)
Lineage: Eukaryota; Metazoa; Chordata; Actinopteri; Salmoniformes; Salmonidae
Product: golgin-45
Exons: 8
Coding region: 270-1583 (437 amino acids)
Biological process (GO): Golgi organization; Golgi to plasma membrane protein transport
Cellular component (GO): Golgi membrane
Source: RefSeq, a predicted model, not a curated record
GAUUCAGAGUCUGUUUCCUGUCGGACACCCCUCCACGUCCGCCAAGCCAACAGUGUCCGGUCGGUGAGAACACAAACAAGAUGGCGACCAAGAUUUAACAUAGGAAAUAUUUUUUAUCGGCUCCUCCACAGAUAACAGGGUGGUAAACUCAGAAUCAACAUUUGUCUGUCUGUCUUCGGGAGAGAGAUCUAACUGCCAUCCUGGAAGUCAUCCACCGCCCUGUCCCUCUGCCAUUCGACUGGACUGUUGUGAAGACUUCCUCUACCAUCAUGUCUACCGCUGCAGUAGCAGACAGAGGUUCCGUCCGUCCAGUCAGGGGCCCCGGCGACGGCAUGGAGACAGACAAGCCCCCAGUCGCUAAGGAGAUCGGUGCCAUGGAUACGCCUCUGUCUUCGGUGCCACUACUUAAGGUAGCUAGUCCCAAACAAAGCCCCAAGAAGACGCACCCUGCCCCCGCCAGCCUCCAGCACAGCCCCCACUCCACCCCCCAGCAGAGUCCCAGAGCCACCCCGUCUGCCCCCCAGCCCCACGGUGUGCUCCACCUGGGGAAGGUUCCCCGGGAGGCCUGCAUGGUGGUGGAGGCGGUGAGGAUCGUUGUUCCCCGUGCCGCCAUCAGCCGGAGUGGGGGUCAUGUGGGUCCGGCUGAGGAGAAAGGAGAGGCCUGGGCUGGGCAGCAGAUGGAGGAGCGGCCCCCCUCUCCCUCCCCUCCUCUGGAGGACCUGAGAGGAGCCAUGGAGAAGCUGCAGAACUCAGAGAGAAGACUGCUGCAGGACAAGGAGGGGCUCCUCAACCAGCUCCACGUGCAGACUGAGGUGAACAGAGAGUUGAAGAAGCUGCUGGUAGCCUCUGUAGGUGAUGACCUGCAGUACCAUUUUGAGCGUUUGGCCAGAGAGAAGAACCAGCUGAUCUUAGAGAACGAGGCUCUGGGUCGCAGCCGGGCCUCCACAGCAGAACAGCUGGAACGCAUGUCUAUACAAUGUGAUGUCUGGAGGAGCAAGUUCCUAGCGUCCAGAGUGAUGGCGGAGGAGCUGACCAAUGCCAGGGUUUCUCUCCAGCACCAGACCAGAGAGGCUCAGAGCGCCAUCACAGACCUGCUGAGUGAGAGAGACGAGUUCUCUAGAGACAUGAUGCUAACCCACAGGUCUCUGGAGCAGCUGCUGGUCUCUCUCCAGUGGGGUCGACAGCAGACCUACUACCCCAGUGGCCAGCCACUCAGCACGGGAGAACUAGCCCUAGCCAAUCACAAGCUGGCGGACGCCAUCAACUCCCGCCUGCUGGGGAAGGUUGGGCCAGUAGGGAGCAGCAGUGGAGCCGGGCUGGGAAAAGGAAGACAGGCCUCAGAGCUCCCUAACACCUCACACACGCCGGCUGAGAAGAUGGCUGAGAAGGUGUUGAAGAUCCUGGACCCUAUUUCCUGUUCAGACAACGAGGAAGAAACCUCCCCCCUCUCUAUCUCUGACUCCUCCCCCUCGGCCUUCCUGACCAAUAAGAAGAGCAUCGGCCGGUUCCACCCUUACACUCGCUAUGAGAACAUCACCUUCAACUGCUGCGAGCGCUGCAGCGGAGACAUCCUGGUACUCUAGGGGUCAGAGGGCAGGGGUCGUGACCUUUAACCUGGACAGGUCAACGCAGGCCGCUGUGAGGAACACCAGUCGGCUCUCCCUCCGUCGAACCGUCUGGUUUCACAGCGACCUCAGAGCGGGACUUGACUGGAAGCACGGCAGAAGCUGACGAAACAACCGUUGAUUUUAAUUGGCUGAUGUCUCAGUCCGUCACCGUCUCAUAACUCUUAGAACCUCCCACGACAUUGUGGGCUUCAGAACGUGAGCAGAGCAAGUGAUUUAAACAAGGAAGUGAGUUCGGUAUUCCAUCUUAGAAUCAAUUGGGCUUCCCAAAAAUAAUAUGGUCAAAAUUAUAUAGCACGUGUCAAAGUCAUUCCACGGACGGCCGAGUGUCUGUGGGUUUCUGGUCCUUCCUUGUACUUGACUGGUGAAUUGAGGUACCUGAUUAGUAAGCAACUCCCUUCACCUGGUUGUCUAGGUUACUAAUUAGUAAGGAACUCCCCUCACCUGGUUGUCUAGGCUACUAAUUAGUAAGGAACUGCCCUCACCUGGUUGUCUAGGUUACUAAUUAGUAAGGAACUGCCCUCACCUGGUUGUCUAGGUUACUAAUUAGUAAGGAACUGCCCUCACCUGGUUGUCUAGGUUACUAAUUAGUAAGGAACUGCCCUCACCUGGUUGUCUAGGUUACUAAUUAGUAAGGAACUGCCCUCACCUGGUUGUCUAGGCUACUAAUUAGUAAGCAACUUCCCUCACCUGGUUGUCUAGGUUACUAAUUAGUAAGGAACUGCCCUCACCUGGUUGCCUGGGCUACUAAUUAGUAAGCAACUUCCCUCACCUGGUUGUCUAGGUUACUAAUUAGUAAGGAACUGCCCUCACCUGGUUGUCUAGGCUACUAAUUAGUAAGCAACUUCCCUCACCUGGUUGUCUAGGUUACUAAUUAGUAAGGAACUGCCCUCACCUGUUUGCCUAGGUUACUAAUUAGUAAGGAACUGCCCUCACCUGGUUGCCUAGGCUACUAAUUAGUAAGCAACUUCCCUCACCUGGUUGUCUAGGAUACUAAUUAGUAAGGAACUGCCCUCACCUGGUUGUCUAGGCUACUAAUUAGUAAGCAACUUCCCUCACCUGGUUGUCUAGGUUACUAAUUAGUAAGGAACUGCCCUCACCUGGUUGUCUAGGCUACUAAUUAGUAAGCAACUUCCCUCACCUGGUUGUCUAGGUUACUAAUUAGUAAGGAACUGCCCUCACCUGGUUGUCUAGGCUACUAAUUAGUAAGGAACUUCCCUCACCUGGUUGUCUAGGCUACUAAUUAGUAAGGAACUGCCCUCACCUGGUUGUCUAACUCUUUGAGAGAGGUUACACCAGACCUGUCAUUAGACAGUCAUUCAUAAGGGAGGGAGGGAGAAACAUUUUAAGACUGUUGGGACUAGCUUUUAGCUAGUGAGUCAUGACACCCUCAGUGUUAGACAGCAUCUAUUGAGAGAACCCUGCUGAAGACUAGUGAGUCAUGACGUCAUGAUUCCCUCAGUGUUAGAGACAGCAUCUAUUGAGAGAACCCUGCUGAAGACUAGUGAGUCAUGACGUCAUGAUGCCCUCAGUGUUAGACUGCAUCUAUUGAGAGAACCCUGCUGAAGACUAGUGAGUCAUGACGUCAUGAUGCCCUCAGUGUUAGACAGCAUCUAUUGAGAGAACCCUGCUGAAGACUAGUGAGUCAUGACGUCAUGAUUCCCUCAGUGUUAGAGACAGCAUCUAUUGAGAGAACCCUGCUGAAGACUAGUGAGUCAUGACGCCCUCAGUGUUAGACUGCAUCUAUUGAGAGAACCCUGCUGAAGACUAGUGAGUCAUGACGUCAUGAUUCCCUCAGUGUUAGACAGCAUCUAUUGAGAGAACCCUGCUGAAGACUAGUGAGUCAUGAUGCCCUCAGUGUUAGACAGCAUCUAUUGAGAGAACCCUGCUGAAGACUAGUGAGUCAUGACGUCAUGAUUCCCUCAGUGUUAGACAGCAUCUAUUGAGAGAACCCUGCUGAAGACUAGUGAGUCAUGAUUCCCUCAGUGUUAGACUGCAUCUAUUGAGAGAACCCUGCUGAAGACUAGUGAGUCAUGAUGCCCUCAGUGUUAGACAGCAUCUAUUGAGAGAACCCUGCUGAAGACUAGUGAGUCAUGACGCCCUCAGUGUUAGACAGCAUCUAUUGAGAGAACCCUGCUGAAGACUAGUGAGUCAUGACGUCAUGAUUCCCUCAGUGUUAGACAGCAUCUAUUGAGAGAACCCUGCUGAAGACUAGUGAGUCAUGACGUCAUGAUUCCCUCAGUGUUAGACAGCAUCUAUUGAGAGAACCCUGCUGAAGACUAGUGAGUCAUGACGUCAUGAUUCCCUCAGUGUUAGAGACAGCAUCUAUUGAGAGAACCCUGCUGAAGACUAGUGAGUCAUGACACCCUCAGUGUUAGACAGCAUCUAUUGAGAGAACCCUGCUGAAGACUAGUGAGUCAUGACGUCAUGAUUCCCUCAGUGUUAGACAGCAUCUAUUGAGAGAACCCUGCUGAAGACUAGUGAGUCAUGACGUCAUGAUUCCCUCAGUGUUAGAGACAGCAUCUAUUGAGAGAACCCUGCUGAAGACUAGUGAGUCAUGACGUCAUGAUUCCCUCAGUGUUAGACUGCAUCUAUUGAGAGAACCCUGCUGAAGACUAGUGAGUCAUGACGCCCUCAGUGUUAGACUGCAUCUAUUGAGAGAACCCUGCUGAAGACUAGUGAGUCAUGAUUCCCUCAGUGUUAGACUGCAUCUAUUGAGAGAACCCUGCUGAAGACUAGUGAGUCAUGACGUCAUGAUUCCCUCAGUGUUAGACUGCAUCUAUUGAGAGAACCCUGCUGAAGACUAGUGAGUCAUGACGUCAUGAUGCCCUCAGUGUUAGACAGCAUCUAUUGAGAGAACCCUGCUGAAGACUAGUGAGUCAUGACGCCCUCAGUGUUAGACUGCAUCUAUUGAGAGAACCCUGCUGAAGACUAGUGAGUCAUGACGUCAUGAUUCCCUCAGUGUUAGAGACUGCAUCUAUUGAGAGAACCGUGCUGAAGACUAGUGAGUCAUGACGCCCUCAGUGUUAGACUGCAUCUAUUGAGAGAACCCUGCUGAAGACUUGUGAGUCAUGAUUCCCUCAGUGUUAGACAGCAUCUAUUGAGAGAACCCUGCUGAAGACUAGUGAGUCAUGACGCCCUCAGUGUUAGACUGCAUCUAUUGAGAGAACCCUGCUGAAGACUAGUGAGUCAUGAUUCCCUCAGUGUUAGACUGCAUCUAUUGAGAGAACCCUGCUGAAGACUAGUGAGUCAUGACGUCAUGAUUCCCUCAGUGUUAGACUGCAUCUAUUGAGAGAACCCUGCUGAAGACUAGUGAGUCAUGACGUCAUGAUGCCCUCAGUGUUAGACAGCAUCUAUUGAGAGAACCCUGCUGAAGACUAGUGAGUCAUGACGCCCUCAGUGUUAGACUGCAUCUAUUGAGAGAACCCUGCUGAAGACUAGUGAGUCAUGACGUCAUGAUGCCCUCAGUGUUAGAGACUGCAUCUAUUGAGAGAACCCUGCUGAAGACUAGUGAGUCAUGAUGCCCUCAGUGUUAGAGACUGCAUCUAUUGAGAGAACCCUGCUGAAGACUAGUGAGUCAUGACGCCCUCAGUGUUAGACUGCAUCUAUUGAGAGAACCCUGCUGAAGACUAGUGAGUCAUGACGUCAUGAUGCCCUCAGUGUUAGACUGCAUCUAUUGAGAGAACCCUGCUGAAGACUAGUGAGUCAUGACGCCCUCAGUGUUAGACUGCAUCUAUUGAGAGAACCCUGCUGAAGACUAGUGAGUCAUGACGUCAUGAUUCCCUCAGUGUUAGACAGCAUCUAUUGAGAGAACCCUGCUGAAGACUAGUGAGUCAUGAUUCCCUCAGUGUUAGACAGCAUCUAUUGAGAGAACCCUGCUGAAGACUAGUGAGUCAUGAUUCCCUCAGUGUUAGACUGCAUCUAUUGAGAGAACCCUGCUGAAGACUAGUGAGUCAUGACGCCCUCAGUGUUAGACUGCAUCUAUUGAGAGAACCCUGCUGAAGACUAGUGAGUCAUGAUUCCCUCAGUGUUAGACUGCAUCUAUUGAGAGAACCCUGCUGAAGACUAGUGAGUCAUGACGUCAUGACGCCCUCAGUGUUAGACUGCAUCUAUUGAGAGAACCCUGCUGAAGACUAGUGAGUCAUGAUGCCCUCAGUGUUAGACUGCAUCUAUUGAGAGAACCCUGCUGAAGACUAGUGAGUCAUGAUUCCCUCAGUGUUAGACAGCAUCUAUUGAGAGAACCCUGCUGAAGACUAGUGAGUCAUGACGCCCUCAGUGUUAGACUGCAUCUAUUGAGAGAACCCUGCUGAAGACUAGUGAGUCAUGACAUCAUGACGCCCUCAGUGUUAGACUGCAUCUAUUGAGAGAACCCUGCUGAAGACUAGUGAGUCAUGAUGCCCUCAGUGUUAGACUGCAUCUAUUGAGAGAACCCUGCUGAAGACUAGUGAGUAAUGACUUCAUGAUUCUCUCAGUGUUAGAGAAUGCAUCUAUUGAGAGAACCCUGCUGAAGACUAGUGUGUCAUGACGCCCUCAGUGUUAGACUGCAUCUAUUGAGAGAACCCUGCUGAAGACUUGAACUCAGGCUAAGAUGCUAUUUAUCAAAUGAAAUGUCGUGUAUAUAGAAAUGCAUUCCUCAAUGGUGUUAUGAUUGUGAAAGCUUUAUUCAACUUGGCAAGUCAGUUAAGAACAAAUUCUUAUUUACAAAGACGCCCUACAGGGGCAGAACGACUGAUUUUAACCUUGUUCAGCUCGAGGAUUCGAUCCAUCAACCUUUCGGUUACUUGCCCAUCUCUCUAACCACUAGGCUACCUGCCUCCCAAGCAGUAUGAUUGAUUCACCAUCAGGUUUUUUUUUUAUUCUGAGGGUUAUAUUUAUUGAAUUGAUCUGAUGAGUAUUGUAGAUGUGUGGAAACAGGAGAGGCAGGGCUGUGGUCAGAGGAUGUUUCUGACAGACAGAAGGUUGUAGAUGUGUGGAAACAGGAGAGGCAGGGCUGUGGUCAGAGGAUGUUUCUGACAGACAGAAGGUUGUAGAUGUGUGGAAACAGGAGAGGCAGGGCUGUGGUCAGAGGAUGUUUCUGACAGACAGAAGGUUUUUAGUUGAAAGGUAAAAGGUUCCCUACAUAUUCAAGGUGUUUCUGGAUUCUUUGCAGAGGGGAAGUGACCCGAAGAUGUUGCUGUAUCGUCCGUUUGCACUGGGAGGAGGCAGAAAGGCAGCGUUUCUGCUGUCCAGUGAGAUUCGAGCAGAAAUCAUCUGAUACCCAAUGAUAUUAGAUCUAUAUUUGUGUGGAAUACUUCAGGAAGGACCCCUGGACUUUGUCCACAUUUUGUUGUGUUACAGCCUCAAUUUUAAAAUGGAUUAAAUUCAUUGUUUGUCACUGUCCUCAGUACUCUAUAAUGUCAACGUGGAACUAUGUUUUCAGAAAUGUUUACAAAUGAAUAAAAAAUGAAAAGCU